Molecule: messenger RNA, 12035 nt
Organism: Aspergillus novofumigatus IBT 16806
Lineage: Eukaryota; Fungi; Ascomycota; Eurotiomycetes; Eurotiales; Aspergillaceae
Product: putative PKS-NRPS protein
Exons: 2
Coding region: 60-12035 (3991 amino acids)
Biological process (GO): fatty acid biosynthetic process; secondary metabolite biosynthetic process
Molecular function (GO): 3-oxoacyl-[acyl-carrier-protein] synthase activity; phosphopantetheine binding; fatty acid synthase activity
Source: RefSeq, a predicted model, not a curated record
GUAAGAUCUCGUAGUUGCGAAUUUCCCAAAACAAUCGACAAAGGGAAGAAUAGCCCGCCAUGAACUCAUCACAAACUGAUCCCAUAGCCAUUGUUGGCAUGGCCUGCCGCUUCCCUGGAGGCAGCAAUACCCCGUCGAAGCUGUGGAACUUGUUAAAGACGCCUUACGAUGUUCUCCAAGAGUUUCCCCCUUCACGAUUGAACCUCAAUCGAUUUUAUCAUGCACAGGGGACAACCCAUGGAUCCACAGAUGUCACCAAUCGAAGUUACCUCCUCGAUGAGGACGUCAAAGCCUUCGAUGCCAAAUUCUUCAGCAUAUCCCCUCCAGAAGCAGAGAGCAUGGAUCCACAGCAACGAAUACUGCUAGAAACUGUGUAUGAGGCUAUGGAGUCCGCAGGCUGGACAUUGGAAGAUGUUCAUGGCUCACAAACUUCCGUUCAUGUUGGUGCCAUGAACGCUGAUUAUACCGACAUACAAAAUCGAGACACAGAGACCAUGUCGAAAUAUAACGCAACUGGAACGGCGCGAAGCAUCUUAUCAAAUCGUGUCUCGUACGUCUUCGACCUCCACGGCCCCUCGGUCACAAUCGAUACUGCUUGCUCCAGCUCGUUGGUCGCUCUCCACCAGGCAAUGCACUCCUUGCGCUCGGGCGACUGCAAUAGCGCCAUCGUUGGCGGCGUGAACCUGAUACUCGAUCCAGCGAUGUUCAUCACUGAAUCGAAGCUUUCGAUGCUUUCUGCCGAGUCCCGCUCCCGAAUGUGGGACCAGGCCGCCAAUGGAUAUGCUCGUGGUGAGGGCAUAGCUGCCAUGAUCCUCAAGCCGCUCAGUCAAGCGCUACAGCAUGGAGAUCCGAUCCAAGCAAUCGUACGAGCAACUGGUGUCAACUCCGACGGUCACAGUUCCGGUAUCACCAUGCCUACUGCGGCGGCACAGACGGCCCUCAUCCGCCAAACCUACAAACAAGCUGGUCUUGAUCCACUCAUCGAUCGCCCUCAAUUCUUCGAAUGCCAUGGGACGGGCACGCAGGCGGGCGACCCUAUUGAAGCACGAGCAAUUCGUGACGCCUUUUUCCCCACUGAGACCUCUGAUGAGGUCGCUCCCCUCUUUGUGGGCUCAGUCAAAACUGUCAUCGGCCAUACCGAGGGCUGUGCGGGUUUGGCUGGAGUCUUGAAGGCAGUUCUCGCAAUAAGGAAUCAGACGCUCCCGCCGAAUCUGCUGUUCAAUCAACUGAGUGAUUCGGUCAGGCCCUUUUACGGCCCCCUGCAGAUACCCACCACAUCAUUGCCGUGGCCUGAUACCAUUUCUGGAAGUCCGAAACGUGCAAGUGUCAACAGCUUCGGUUUCGGCGGUACCAAUGCACAUGCUCUGAUCGAGGAGUAUAAACCUCAGGUCGCGCAGAGCGGUUACCAUGCAGACCAAGCUCUUGGUCCGCUCGUGAUCUCGGCCCAUUCGGGCCCCACUCUACUGAAUAAGGUACGCGAUUUGCUAUCUUACAUGAUCUCCAAUCCUUCGGCGAAUCUGCCCGAUAUCUGCUGGACGCUGCAGACCAGACGUACGACGCACAAAGUCCGGUGCUAUUUCAGCAAUCGCAGUUAUCAAUCUCUGUUGGACAGCUUGGCUGCAUUCGUUCAGACAAAUCAAAGCCUCCAGCCAGAGCAAAUUGGGUUCCAGCCGCAACUGAUGGAUCGUAAUGAGUCACCUGGUGUCCUCGGCGUGUUCACUGGUCAAGGAGCCCAAUGGCCAACUAUGGGCAUGGAACUCUUCUCUCGCGUGGCACUUUUCCGUCAAUCCAUACAGCAGUGCGAAGUCGUUCUCAACGCGCUUCCGGAUCGCCCCUCCUGGUCUCUAUGUGAAGAACUCGAAGCAGGCAACGCUUCUUCCCGCCUUUCAGAGGCGGCUGUAAGCCAGCCCCUAUGUACUGCGGUACAGAUUGCUUUGGUGGAUGUGCUGAAAGCAGCCGGCUUGAAAUUCCACGCCGUCGUCGGCCAUUCAUCUGGAGAGAUAGCUGCAGUCUAUGCUGCUGGCAUGUUGAGCCUCACCGGCGCUAUGCAGAUUGCUUACUAUCGAGGUCUCCAUGCUCAUUUGGCCAAAGGCGAUGACGGCCAGCCCGGAGGAAUGCUUGCUACCGGCCUCUCUUACGACGAAGGCUUGCAGUUCUGCAAUCGACGUGAUUUUCGAGGAAGAAUUUCUGUCGCUGCAAGCAACUCUCCCACUAGUGUCACUAUCUCGGGUGACUUGGACGCAAUCUCAAUUGCGAAGAAGGAACUCGAAGCUCGAGACGUGUUUGCUCGCCCGUUACGUGUUGACACUGCCUAUCACUCGCAUCACAUGAAGAAAUGCGGUGACACUUAUCUUCAGUCGUUGCUUGCUUGCGACAUCGCCGUCGGUGCUCCGAUUGAGGAUUGUGUCUGGAGCUCAAGUGUACGUGGUGAUACCGAGAUCCUGGAAGGCGAUCUGUCCCCGUUGAAGGGAGACUACUGGGUCAAGAACAUGGAGCAAACGGUUCUGUUUUCUCAGGCUCUUGAAUCGGCUAUCACCAAUGGAGGACCGUUCGAUAUGGUUGUUGAGGUUGGCCCUCAUCCUGCGCUCAAGAGUCCUAGCGAGGAUACCUUGAAGGCAGUCUUCAGUUCUGCUCCCCACUACACUGGUGUUUUGAAACGUGGGCAAGAUGAUUUGGUUGCAAUCUCAUCUGCUCUUGGUCUCUAUUGGUCUACUAUGGGGUCGAAAUCAGUAGAUUUUGCCGGCUUUCGUCGUGCAUGCCUUGGCGGUUCUGAAAUCGGACAGCCUGAAGUGAUAACGAACCUCCCUUGUUAUCCUUGGGAUCAUACUCAGACAUUCUGGAGAGAAUCUCGUCUAUCACAGAGAUAUCGACUUGGUCAGGACAGCCCUUGCGGGCUCCUUGGUCGCCGUAUGCUGGACGAUGAUGCACACGAGCUGCGAUGGAGAAACAUCUUGACUCUCGACGAAAAUACAUGGCUCGCUGGUCACGAGAUCCUUGGCGAAGUGCUCAUGCCUGGUGCAGGCUACGUUUCGAUCGCACUUGAAGCCGGUAGGCAGCUUGCAGCAGGGCGCCCGAUCUCUCUGCUCGAGGCACGAGAUGUCGAGGUCCGCCACCCAGUCGCUGUGCCUAAGCAUCCCGACUCGGUCGAAACUAUGUACAUCGCUCGUGUGCAACCUUCGCAGGACCGUAACAUCAUCGAGGCUGAAUUCGAUUUCUGUUAUUGGCCCAGCUCUGGCACAGCAGCAGUGCGGGCUUGCAGUGGCCGUAUUGUGGUUUACCUUGGCGAUGGCAAGGAGGAAUCUUUGCCACCUCGACGUGCCUCGCCAACAAAUCUCUUGAAUGUAUCGGUAGCCGAUGCUUAUGACGUAUUCAAGUCGAUCGGCCUCAAUUAUCAGGACAUUUUCAGAGGCAUGAGUAGUAUCCAUCGCGCGUCUAAUCAUGCCGUUACCCAGGCCGUCUGGGAUACGUCCAACCUCGAUCGAGUGUACCUCGUCCAUCCUGCCAUUUUGGACGUUGUGUUCCAAUCAAUUUUCCUGGCCAAGUCGUAUCCGGCCAAAUCGCUGAUGCAUUCAGCUUUCCUACCGGUCAGAAUCGCGCGGGUCACUGUUAAUCCAUGUGUACCGGUCACGAACACGACUGGAUCGAUAGAGAUCGGCACGGAGUCGUUUGUCACACACAGCGAUUAUCGCUCCAUUGAGGGAGACAUGCACGUGUACAAUCGCGCAAACAAACCAUUCUUGGAGGUAGAAGGCCUCUCUCUGAAGAUUGCCAGCGAACUCCAGGAGUCCGAAGAUGUCCAAAUCUUCUGUCAAACGACCUGGGGACCGGACAUAUCGCUCGAUCUGUCAGAGCCGGAAAGAAACGACGAUCACGACAGUGAACAGAGUGCAAUUGCCACCACAAUUGACCGCAUAUGCCUCUUCUAUCUGAGGAACUGUCUAGACCAACUCAAUGCUGUAACUCGCGAACACUGUCAAUUGCAUCAUCAACGCAUGAUCAAAUCUUUCGAGCGUAUUCUAGACCUUGUACGAGGGGGACAGCAUGCUUUGAUUGACAAGGAAUGGCUCGAAGAUGAUUUUGAGGUCGUCCAGUCGCUACUUCAAAAAUAUCCUGAUCAAAUUGACUUGGAGUUGGUGGUUGCAAUUGGAAAUACCUUGCCUAAGGUCGUGAAAGGUGAGACACAACUCUUGGAGGUCAUGCUUGAGAACAACAUGCUUGGCCGGUACUAUGUCGAAGGGUGUGGCUUCGUCACGAUCAAUCGAGAGAUUGAGCGUUUGUUGCAGAAAAUCACGUUUAAGUUCCCUCGUGCGAAGAUACUCGAAGUCGGAGCGGGUACAGGAGGCACCACACAAGGCAUCUUGGAAGCAAUCGGCAGCGCCUACGACUCGUACACAUUUACCGACAUCUCUACCGGAUUUUUUGAAAAAGCGAAUGAGCGGCUAAAAGCGUCUGACAAGCCUAUAAUAUUCAAAGCGCUCGAUAUCGAGAAGCCCGUUGUGGACCAGGGCUUCACAGAAGCUGGAUACGAUGUGAUCAUCGCCGUCAACGUGCUUCACGCCACCCGCGAUCUGAAAAACACUCUUAAUCACGUACGAUCGCUGCUCAAGCCUGGCGGUUACCUCAUUCUUGGUGAGAUCACCAACACCGAUGUUUUACGGCAUCCUUUCAUUAUGGGUGGCCUUCCGGGUUGGUGGCUUGGUGAUGACGAAGGACGACGCUUCCAUCCGUGUGUCUCAGCAUUGGAGUGGGAUCAAUUGCUCCUGGACACUGGAUUUUCAGGCUUAGACUUGACGUUCGACGAUCUGGAAGACAGUGGGAGACAUUGCAAUUCAUUACUUGUCAGCCGCGCGUUGGAUCACACCUUCGAGCAGAUUCGGGAACCUCUGACUGCUCUCAAACAGCUAGAUGCGGACAGUCGGUUGCUGUUGAUCGGUGGCGCGACUUUGCCAAUCGCCAAAGCCCGGACGGAGAUACAGAAGCUCUUGCCUCCAAGUUGGAGAGCUCGGACACGAGUUGUGAGUUCGAUUGACGCAAUUGAGGGCUGUCACCUGACACCUGGCAUGGGCGUGAUUUGUUUGCAAGAGUUAGACAGCCCGUUGUUCUCCAAGACAAUGGACGAACAUCGCUGGAAGAAUUUGCAAUUUGUUAUGGCGAACGCCAGUCGAGUACUUUGGGUUGUAAAGAACCAUCGCUCUGCUAGCCCCGAGUCUGCAAUGUUCAUGGGCAUUGCUCGUACCCUUUCUCAAGAGCUGCCUCAUCUCACGUUGCAAGUAUUGGAUCUGGAAUCAAAAGAGAGCCCCGCCACGACAGCACGAACAGUUCUAGAAUCAUUCGUACGCCUUACUCUGACAUCAAACCCGCCAGCACACAACGAUAACGCAUUUCUAUGGAUCAAUGAGCCGGAGAUUGUGUCUGUGGAUGGACAACUCCUGGUCCCUCGCAUCUUGCCCAUAAAAUCUUUGGACGAUCGUUACAAUGCGUCCAGGAGAGAGCUCAAAAGACCCGCAAUGUUGGCUGACCAAGUUGUUGAAAUCAAACCGUCCACAAGCGGUCUGGCUUUGGUUGAGGUGCAAGAACCCGGAUUUUAUUCCGAGAAUGACCUUGUCAAAGUGCGAGUCAAGUACUCGAUGCGUAUCAACGAAUCCGCUGCACCCAACUACUACUUGUCCGCGGGAACUAUCGAGUCCUCUGGUGAGUCCGUCAUGUGCCUGUCCUUGCUGAAUCGUUCACACCUCCAGGUCUCAAGAAGUCAACUUCACUUCGUUGAUGACGAUCAGACAAUUACGACCAAGGCAAUCCUGGUGCUGGUAAAAAAGUUCUUGAUAGCGCUUGCACUGGCAAGCGUCGUCCAAAGUCAUCAGACCGCGAUGGUUCACAAUGCAGACGAUCUUCUGGCUCGAGCAAUUUCACAAACGAUCGAAGGUCGUUUGCAUUUCUCAGCGUCGAAUGCUGUCGUGCGUCAAGACUGGAUCGUCAUCCACCCACGAUCGUCCGCUCGUAUAGUAAGACGCGAUCUACCUCUUGACAUCGCCGUGCUCCUGGACUGUUCCGAGCAGUCUCAAAGCAAUGAAGUUCUGGUCCAGUGCGUUCCAGCUACCUGUCGAAUAUCUGGUCCUGAUAGCUCCUUAAUCAGGAAUGCCAUUGAUCAACUCGGUACGGCUCCAUUGCUCACGAAAGCAAAUGGCCUGGUUCAAGAAUUCAUUCGCCAGAAUGACAUCUCAGAACUGCAAGGCUUGAAUCCCGAUGUACAAGGGAUCGCGAACAUCAGCAAGAGCAAUGUGAAAAGUCUCGGGCUGGUGGACUGGGAGGCAACAGCUCCUGUUGCACUCACCGUGCAACCUAUAGAGCCACGCCACAUGCUCAGGCCCGAUCGGACCUACCUCAUGAUUGGAAUGACGGGCGCUAUGGGGCUAUCUCUCUGCCAGUGGGCAGUACAGAACGGAGCUAGAUCAAUUGUUCUCACAAGCAGAAAUCCUAGCGUGGACGAAGAUUGGCUCAUCGAGGCGCGCUCACUUGGGGCAGACGUACAGGUGUGGCCGAUGAACAUCGCCAGUAGAGCUGCAGUUGGGUCUGUCAUCUCCCGAAUCAACAGUACAAUGCCUCAGCUUGCAGGGGUUUGUAACGGCGCCAUGGUUCUCAAUGACAAACUUUUCCUGGACAUGGAUGCGCAAGGAAUGAAUGCGGCCCUCGAGCCCAAAUUUCGCGGGUCUCAAAUCAUUGAUGAGGUCUUAGGAGACCAGGACCUGGACUUCUUCAUUCUCUUGUCGUCCUGUGCGAUGCUCAUCGGAAAUCCCGGCCAAGCUAAUUACCACGCCGCCAAUUUGUACAUGGCCAGCCUUGCUGCCAAUAGACGGACCCGCGGGUUAGCUGCCUCCAUCAUCCAUCUUGGUUAUAUCGCCGAUGUGGGGUAUGUCACUCGACAAGAUCAGAGCAUGCGAGAGCGACUCGAGAAACUUCUGUUCCGCCCGCUCUGUGAGUCUGACAUUCACAACGCAUUUGCGGAAGCAAUCAGAGCUAGCAGGCCCAACGGUCGUGAUGAUCCUUUCGAUUUCGCAAUGGGUAUGGGCCCUUCUAGGGAAUAUGUCCCUCCGAACAAGCAACCGUACUAUUUUGCAAACCCUCGGUUCGCCCACUUCAACCCUCCUGCAGUGGAGGUCCAAGACGGAGUCGGGCAGAAGACAACGGUGAAGAAUGUCAUACAUCUGGUUCAAGAGGCGACAUCCAAGGAAGAAGCAUCCUUGGCGGUCCAGGUGGCGUUUUCCAACAAACUGGAGUCGAUCAUGCAGCUUCCGCCUGGAACCGUUGAUCCCAAGUCGUCAUUGAUGGACGCAGGCAUUGAUUCACUCGUUGCAGUUGAGAUACGCAACUGGUUCAAGAUCGAACUCGAGGUCCAAAUCCCCGUCGUCAAAAUCUUGGGUGGUAUCAGCAUUGAAGAGCUUUGCGUUGAAGCCGCGAACAAAAUGCUGGCAAUCAUUCUUGCCAAUAAGCAGUCGACUCCGACAAAUGAUGAGGGACAGACCUCAGAGUCGGCGGUGGUCGUAGAUGAGCACGACGAUUCCAUUUCAACUGGCUCUAAGAGCGGUGUCGAUGACAAUGAACAGGAUGGCUCAAUUGGAAGUAGCCGCGAUAAUCUAGAUGUUCUCACGCCUGCCACUGGCAGCGACAUUGACAAUCUGAGCAUCACUCGCGAAGGUCCCAUCUCGUCAGCUCAGUCGAGAGUGUGGUUCCUUUCUGCCAACUCCGGCCACCCAACGAAUUGCAACCUUACCUUCGUGUACAAUGUCACGGGUCACCUGCAAAUCCAUCGCCUUCGACAUGCGCUGAAUGUGGUGAUGACGGGCCAUGAUACAUUGCACAGCUGUUUCUACAUGCGGCCAGGUGACAAUCAACUUGUACAAGGAGUGAUGUCUGAACCUAGACAUCUCUUUGUACAAUUGGAGAAAGGGAACGCAACUGAUGCCCUCCGAGAAUUUAACAAGCUCAAGGCAAAGAAAUGGAAUUUGGAGAAGGGCCAGAUGUUGGGGAUGACUGUGAUUCCGCGUGGUCAGCAGCAACACACCAUCAUUUUGGGAUAUCACCACAUCAUCAUGGACGCUUUCAGUCUCUCCAUUUUUUUCCGGGAUCUACACACAGCAUAUCGGACUGGUACAUUACAACGGAGGUCUAUCGACUACAUGGACUUGGUGGCCCAAGAACUAAUGCUUUCGGAGGACCAAUUUGAGGACCUCGACACUACAGCAAAACUUCAGUUCUGGAAGAACGAAUUCACCGAACCAGUUGAUAUCCUCCCACUCAUGCCAAUGGCUCGACUUGCCAAACGUCCAGCAAGUCUAGGUCAUUUUACAUCCUACAAAUCUACGCGCGUAGAACAGACUCAAUGGUCUGCCAUUGUUAAGACCUGCCGUGAAUUAGGCCUGACUCCGUUUCACUUCACGCUUGCGACGUUUCAGGUUCUACUCGCGCGAUACGCGAAUAUCGAAGACACCUGCAUCGGUGUCGCAGAUGCCAACCGUCUCAACGAGCGCUACACUGAUAUAAUCGGAUUUUUCACGAACAUAUUGCCGAUCCGGUGCAAGCUCUCGAAGAGAACCAAAUUCGCAGAUCUCGCCCGUACUGCUUCCAAAAAAGUGCUGACAGGACUCGUCAAUUCAGGAGUAUCGCUCGACACGAUUCUAGAGCUCUCGAAUGCACCCAGGUCCCCGAGCUACACGCCGCUCUUCCAAGCUGCCAUCAAUUACCGGAUGGGUGCAAUCAGCGACAUAUCGCUGGGCGACUGUGAGCUGACCAUGGUCGACGGCCAGGACGCCGAAAAUCCGUUCGACAUUAGUCUGGGUGUGUUGGAAUCCAAAAAUGGAUCCGCUCUAAUCGAGGUCAUUUGCAAUAGUGAUCUGUAUGACUCAGACGGCUGUGGAAUCCUCUUGGAUUCUUUCUUGCGUCUACUUCACGACUUUGCAGCUCAUCCUGAAAUGCUUGCCAACGAUGGUCAACUCCAUGACCCAGCUGCAUGGCAGAAAGCGCUGAUAUUAGGCGGAGGUCCCCGCAUUGAUUACAGUGCUACAUGGCCUGCUACUUUGUCUGAGCGAUUCGUCACCAUUGCGAGGUCCCACGGAGAAAGCUUGGCCAUCACUUGUGGAGGAAAUGAUAUAAUUUACAGUGAGCUACAGACACAGGUUCUCUCCAUUGCUCAAACCCUCCUUGAAGCCGGUUGUGGUGAUGGCUCAUGUGUAGGCGUGCUAUGUGAGCCUUCGCCCGACUUCAUCGCAGCUAUGUUGGCCAUUCUGCAUAUUGGAGGGAUCUACUGCCCACUGGAUGUGAGCCUUCCUCACGAGCGGCACCGAGCUAUACUUCGGUCGUCUCGCUUCAUUGCUCUCAUCCACCACUCUGCCACUUCUGAUCGUGCUCUGGCUUUGAUCUCAUCAAUGGCCAGCGAGGAUCACCGAAUGAAUGUCAUUGCAUUGGAUGGCGAGGCUCAACGAGAAGCAUCUGAUGUUCCCAUCCAAACCCCGACAGACUCCGCUUCUGUACUACUUUUCACGAGUGGCUCGACUGGAAACCCGAAGGGCAUUUUCUUGACCCAGAGCAACUUCAUCAAUCAUAUCUCUCUCAAGACCCAAGUACUCGGGCUGCAGAGAGAGACCACCCUGCAACAGAGCUCUAUGGGAUUUGAUAUGUCCAUCAUCCAGAUCCUUAGUGCUCUGUUGAAUGGUGGUCGAGUGCUCAUUGUGCCGUCUGAAUCCCGAAGAGACCCGGUUGAAAUUGCUCGUUUGGUGUCGCAGGGAGCUGUCACCCUGACCAUUGCGACUCCAUCGGAAUAUAAGAUGUGGCUUCGGUAUGGUAGUGACGAGCAUCUCAGAAACAAGGCAACGGCUUGGCGUCACGCCUGCCUUGGUGGUGAGCCCGUCACUGAACAGCUUUGUCGCGACUUUGCGCUGCUCGACCUCCCGCACCUUAGACUAACAAAUUGUUAUGGUCCGACCGAGAUCACAGCUGCAGCCACCUUCCAAUCGAUGCAUAUCAGCAUGACCGGUGAGAAAGAUCAUCGAUCAAUGAUGAAUGUUGGUAAGGCGUUGCCAAACUACUCAGUUCAUAUCAUUGACAAUAAGGGUCAUUUCCUGCCCAUCGGUAUGCAAGGCGAGAUCUGCAUUGGCGGCGCUGGUGUCGCUCUGGGAUAUUGCGGUCUCCCAGAGCAGACGGCAGCGAAAUUUAUCGUGGAUCCGACGACAUCUACAGAGUGGCCCUUCAAGCGCUUGUACCGCACAGGAGACCAAGGACGUCUGCUGAAAGACGGAUCUUUGCUCUUCAUGGGCCGCCUGGACGGCAACACUCAGAUCAAGUUGAAUGGCGUCCGCAUUGAGUUGGAGGAGGUCGAAGGCGCAAUCUUAGCUGGCUCUGGCGGCAAACUGUCGACAGUAGUUGCAGCGGCGCACAAAGACCGUCUGCUUGCGUACGCGACAUUAACAACAGGAAUAUCUUUGACAGAGACAGAAACAAAGCAGCUACUGAUCUACGCAUCUCUUCCCUUACCGACCACCAUGCAACCCUCCAAGCUGAUCAUCAUGGACACACUGCCGCUUACGUCCGCUGGGAAGAUCAAUCGGGAGGCAAUUCAGCAUCUCGCCACGUCGGGUCAACCGAACCGACCUAUUUCCAGCAAUGGAACAAUAAACAAACUGACAUUACGUCAGGGAGAACUCCGGCUACUCUGGGAAAAGGUUCUCGGUGGCCCAGAUCGAUCAAUCGGUCCCGAAAGCGAUUUCUUCCAUGUUGGGGGAAACUCAAUGGCCCUCAUGCGCUUGCAAGGAGCCAUAAGAGAGUCGAUGAACGUUGCAGUCUCUACCAGAGAUCUCUACCAGGCAAGCACGCUUGCUGAGAUGACUGCUCGAAUCCAGGUCCAGCAGGAGCAAAGCCAAGUCGACCAGCCACAGGAUGAGAUUUCAUGGGACGCCGAGACAGAAAUUCCAGCUAUUGUUCGGGACGCUCUAAGGCAAGUUUCGACCCGUCGUAAUGAUGUUAAAAGUCCCAAGAAAUAUGAGAUUGAGAUUCUCCUCACGGGCGCCACAUCUUUCCUUGGUGGAGCCAUUCUAAGAGCUCUGGCUGAGCUCACAGGAUCGAGGAUAAGAAAGGUGCACUGCAUUGCUGUGCUCCAUGACGACAAGAAAUUGAUCCCAGCCUCCCAAUCGGUCGCAUACUAUAAUGGAAGCCUGAUGUCACGCCGUCUGGGCCUUACAGUCCCCGAAUAUGAACAUCUACAAUCGAACGUGGAUUUGAUAAUUCAUGCGGGCUCAAAUGGUCACUGCCUAAACAACUUUCAUUCCCUUCGGACGGCCAAUUUGAACUCCACGCACGAGCUGAUCGCCAUGGCUCUACCUCGAUCCACCCCUCUGCUCUACCUCUCCUCCAAUCGCGUCACCCUUCUCUCCGGUAGCACUGCAUACCCUCCGGCAUCUAUUUCGCGUUCUCCACCUCCAAAAGACGGAAGUGAAGGCUACACGGCAUCCAAAUGGGCCAGCGAAGUGUUCCUAGAGAACCUUAAAGCCGACAAAUUAUGUCCACAACUCCCAAUCCAAAUCAGUCGACCCUGCGUGGUCGUCGGCGCGGAAGCCCCUAACUCAGACGCCCUAAACGCCAUCCUCCGUUACUCGCGCCUGAUGCAGACAGUCCCCGUCUUCGACCGAGUUGAGGGAUACUUUGAUUUCAAAGACGUGCAAGAGGUCGCGCAGGAGGUAGUGAGCGACGCUCUGGCUCUGCUUGACUUGUCGACAGAUUCGUCGGCGAUUCGAUUCCGUCAUCACUCCGGCGGUGUCCGCACUUCUCUGGGAGAGUUUCGCCAGCGAAUGGAACAGAUCUAUGAAGUUUCCUUUGAUGAAUGCUCACUCCAGGACUGGAUCGAUCGAGCUUUGCAGGCCGGUAUUGAUCCCCUGAUCACGGCCUACUUAGAGGGAAUGGUGGAACGGCGCGAGGUUUUGCGUUUUCCAUUCAUGGGCGAGGAGGUUUCACAAGGGGAGGUCUCAACUGGGAACGGGAAUGAAGCAUAG